This is a messenger RNA of Orussus abietinus, 2998 nucleotides long. RefSeq names its product protein crooked neck (gene crn). The record is from RefSeq and is a predicted model, not a curated record. NCBI's taxonomy places the organism in Eukaryota, Metazoa, Arthropoda, Insecta, Hymenoptera, Orussidae. Gene Ontology annotation, molecular function: protein binding. The coding region runs from base 165 to 2222 and encodes 685 amino acids. Gene Ontology annotation, cellular component: precatalytic spliceosome; post-mRNA release spliceosomal complex; U2-type catalytic step 2 spliceosome. Gene Ontology annotation, biological process: mRNA splicing, via spliceosome; spliceosomal complex assembly. The transcript has 15 exons.
UUAUUUUGAGGUUAUAAGUAGCUAUACUGCAUACGUAUUUAUAACAAUUUUAAACGAAGAAACUGAAAUUCUUGCUAAUUUGUGCUAAUGUGCCUUAUAUUUUAAAGGAAAAUAUUCAAUAAUUUCAAUAAUUUUAUCAGAGGAAUUGCUUAGAAGGAAUCACCAUGGAGAAACCUCAAAAGAUGCCAAAAGUGGCAAAGGUUAAAAACAAAGCUCCUGCAGAAAUACAAAUUACUGCUGAGCAACUUCUCCGUGAAGCAAAAGAAAGAGAUUUGGAAAUCUUACCGCCGCCUCCAAAACAAAAAAUCUCGGAUCCUCAUGAAUUAGCAGAUUAUCAACACCGCAAGCGUAAAGCGUUUGAAGAUAACAUUCGCAAAAAUCGCAUGGUCCUCUCUAACUGGGUAAAAUACGCACAAUGGGAAGAAAGUCAGAAACAAAUUCAAAGAGCUAGAUCUAUAUUUGAACGGGCAUUGGAUGUAGAUCAUAGGAACAUUACAUUAUGGCUGAAGUACGCAGAAAUGGAAAUGCGCAAUCGGCAAGUAAAUCAUGCUCGAAAUAUAUGGGAUCGUGCCGUUACAAUUUUACCAAGAGCAAACCAAUUCUGGUACAAGUAUACAUAUAUGGAAGAAAUGUUAGAAAAUAUUGCAGGAGCACGACAAGUGUUUGAGCGUUGGAUGGAAUGGGAACCAGAUGAACAAGCAUGGCAAACAUACAUUAAAUUUGAAUUACGAUAUAAAGAAAUACAGAGGGCAAGAGGAAUAUAUGAACGUUUUGUAAUGGUACAUCCUGAUGUGAAGCACUGGAUAAAAUAUGCUCGAUUUGAGGAAUCACAUGGCUUUAUAAAUGGAGCACGUAAGGUGUACGAACGUGCUGUCACAUUUUAUGGAGAUGAAAGUCUCGAUGAAAAAUUAUUUAUUGCCUUUGCUAGAUUUGAAGAGGGACAACGCGAACAUGAUAGAGCCCGAGUAAUAUACAAAUACGCCCUUGAUCAAAUUCCAAAAGACAGAACUCAAGAGAUAUAUAAAGCUUACACAAUACAUGAAAAAAAAUAUGGAGAUCGUUCGGGUAUCGAAGAUGUUAUUGUUAGCAAACGGAAAAAUCAGUACGAGCAAGAAGUAAAAGACAAUCCUUCAAACUAUGAUGCAUGGUUCGAUUAUUUAAGAUUAGUCGAAUCUGAAUCGAACGCAGAAGUCAUAAGAGAGACAUACGAGCGUGCGAUAGCCAAUGUCCCACCGACAAAGGAAAAACAAUUCUGGAGGAGAUACAUAUAUCUUUGGAUAAAUUACGCUCUUUAUGAAGAACUUGAAACGGAAGACAUAGAAAGAUGCCGUCAGGUUUAUAGAACAUGUAUAGAAUUAAUUCCACACAAACAUUUCACAUUUUCGAAAAUCUGGCUGCUGUACGCACAAUUUGAGAUACGUCAGAAGAAUUUAACUGCUGCUAGAAAAACAUUGGGUAUGGCGUUAGGAAUUUGUCCCCGAGAUAAGCUUUUUAGAGGAUACAUUGACUUAGAAAUCCAGUUACGGGAAUUUGAUAGAUGCAGAAUAUUAUACGAGAAGUUUUUGGAAUUUGGUCCUGAAAAUUGCACUACGUGGAUGAAGUUUGCUGAACUGGAGACACUUCUGGGUGACAUCGAUCGAGCGAGAGCGAUUUAUGAAUUAGCUGUCUCUCAACCGAGAUUAGAUAUGCCUGAACUGCUUUGGAAAUCUUAUAUCGACUUCGAAAUAUCGCAAGAUGAAGCAGAAAAUGCAAGACAACUGUUCGAAAGACUUCUAGAGCGUACUCUUCAUGUUAAGGUAUGGGUGGCGUAUGCGAAAUUCGAAUUAGCUAAUCCAGUAUCGGAAGAUCAGCCAAAUAAUGUCGUUUUGGCGAGAAGAGUAUUUGAACGUGGUAAUGAAGCAUUGCGAAGUAAUGGCGAUAAGGAGAGUAGAGCACUACUCUUGGAAGCUUGGAGGGACUUUGAAAGUGAAAGAGGUGAUGAAGACAAUCUCGCCAGAAUAAUGGAGAAAAUGCCACGAAGAAUCAAAAGAAGAAGGCGUGUUAUUAGAGAGGACGGAACAGAGGAAGGCUGGGAAGAAGUAUUCGAUUUUAUUUUCCCUGAGGAUGAGUCGCAGAGACCCAAUCUCAAAUUUUUGGCAUCUGCGAAAGCCUGGAUGAAACAGAAGACAACCAAUGACACCGAUUCAUCGGAAUCCACGACGAGGUACACAACGUCUACGUGAUGCUCCUUCAUGCCAAAACAACCAUUAAAGUAGACAUCAUACCACUUCUCGUUACUUGCUAACUAUGAACAAUUUGAAGGGUUCACGAUGUUUUCAUUCACCGCGUCCCCUCAUGAUAGAAUUGCUAAAGCAGUUGUCACAAGAUCUUUGGAUACAACAGCUACAGUGAAUAUGAUAAAAUGAUUUUGACAACUUUACUAAUCCUAUUAUUUAUAGGUCACUACUUCUCAACUAAUUCGGUAUCGCUUAUAUACACAUUUAUACAAUAUAUAAGUACAAAUUCAAAAUUAAUGAUAUGGCUAAUCACACUGUAAACUAUCCAAUUUCAUCUCUAAUAUUUUUCUGAUGCGAGUCAAUGCUAAUAUCUGCAAUAUAUAACUAAAAGAAUGAAAUAUUUGUACUGACCGUUUCAGGCAAUCUGUCAUGGUAGGAAACGCUGAGAUACUAUAUAAAGAAGUAUAAAAUGAUGGCUAGACUUUCUUAUGUAUCUGUACAACAAAUGCCUUUGGUUAAUUAUUAAAAGAGAAUACAAUGUAAAUUAAUAAAAUGUAAAAAAUAUAUAAUAGAAAUCUAAAACGAAAUAGCAUGCUGAGAGCAUGUUUUGCUAAUAGAGCAACUUGAAAGUUGAUCCCCGUAUAUAUAUAUCAAUUAUGUACAAUGAUUUAUUCAAUAACAGAAAUGAUGUGACCUAAGCUUUAGGGGUACAUGAUUCAUUCGAGUUGCGUAUUAUGCUUCACUUUCCAUGCUCUCAGAAUUUCCAUCUUGAAUGUAUUUAA